Messenger RNA from Impatiens glandulifera, 504 nucleotides. Its product is annotated as mitochondrial import receptor subunit TOM7-1-like. NCBI's taxonomy places the organism in Eukaryota, Viridiplantae, Streptophyta, Magnoliopsida, Ericales, Balsaminaceae. Gene Ontology annotation, biological process: protein import into mitochondrial matrix. The record is from RefSeq and is a predicted model, not a curated record. The coding region runs from base 41 to 259 and encodes 72 amino acids. The transcript has a single exon. Gene Ontology annotation, cellular component: mitochondrial outer membrane translocase complex.
ACAAAAUUAGGGUUUCAUCAUAUAGAGAGCAGAGGAAUCAAUGGCUUCGAAGGUUUCACUCCGGGCAAAAGGCAAGACAACGAAGGGAUCGAAGGCGGAAUCUGAAGGAUCAGUAGGGAAAUGCGUUAAAGAAUGGAGUACUUGGACUAUGAAGAAAGCGAAGGUCAUCACUCACUAUGGUUUCAUUCCUCUGAUCAUCAUUAUAGGAAUGAAUACUGAUCCCAAACCUUCUCUAUAUCAGCUCCUUAGUCCUGUUUGAUCUGAUCCUUGUCUUCAGUCUUACAGUAAGAAGAAUCGUCUUUUUUUACUAAUUUUGCGUACUUUGAACCAUGUCUAUUCGUCGAACUUACAAAUAUUUUGAUUGUAUUUGUAACUGGUUCGUGUUUUAACUUUCUUUGAAAUAAGCCGGUUCAUCUUGUACUCUUUUUUCAUUUGUUUUUUUAUUAUGGGUUGUCUUUGAAAUGAGUGAUUCCUAUAUGAAAUAAAACUGUCAUAUUGGAACAA